Messenger RNA from Sphaerulina musiva SO2202, 3055 nucleotides. RefSeq names its product AAA-domain-containing protein. Lineage: Eukaryota; Fungi; Ascomycota; Dothideomycetes; Mycosphaerellales; Mycosphaerellaceae. Bases 249 to 2762 code for a protein of 837 amino acids. The record is from RefSeq and is a predicted model, not a curated record. The transcript has 2 exons. Gene Ontology annotation, molecular function: ATP binding; ATP hydrolysis activity.
AACAGACACCUUUUCUUCUUCUUCCUGUCCCAAUUGCGAGGUGGAGUCUGUAUCGAUCGCAUCUAAUUUUAUCGGGAGACGCCAGCCGAACGGGACCAGGAUUGGCACGUCCCACCACCAAAACACACGUCAUUCAAAGCCAACAACUGCCUGUGCUAUGUUCUGCUCUGCUACCUAGAAGUACCAAGGUAUACUGAUGACAGCAGCGCCAUCGCACGUGUCGUCUCUGAAACGAACACGCAAACACCAUGAUGCGAAAGGCACCCGCGAACUCGAUGCAGAAGACGUACGAUGAGUGCUAUCUGAUCUGCUCCACAGCCAUUUACUUCGAGGGCCAGAACAACGAGGCAGAGGCAUUGCGCGCCUGGCGCAAUGCGCUCGAUCAGAUCUACUACCACAAUGCCUACAAGAUGCCUUCCAACUAUAGUCCAAAGAGCGAGACGGAAAGGGCGUUGGCCGACUCCCUCAAGGCCAUGGAGGUGCAGUGCAAAGAGCGAGUGGACUUGCUGGAGGCCUUGAAGAAGAGCAGACUGGAGGCCGCAAAGGCGGACAAGGAGGCACAGGCUGCGGGCGUGGCAGGUCCCAGUCACGGGAGUCUUUUCCGCAGUCGGGAGUCUCUGGAAAGAACUACCACCACGGGCACCAACUCCAAUGGACAAGGCACGACUUGGCUGGGAAACAACACGGUUCCUCCAGCGACGUAUGCAAGCAUCCCGCGACCUCCACCAACGCCCGAGCGAAGACCGCCCGUCCAGCCUGCACGACCUUCGUACACGACCAAGAAGAGCAGUCAUGCAAAAGAUAGUCCGCGUAACAUGAGUCUGCAGUCUCCAGCUGCAGCAAGCCCGCUCGUGACACCUUCUGCAAACGCGAGCAGCAGUGAUCGGCCUCGGGAUAGGACGCCGAGUCCCGAGAAGAAGAACGGCAUGCUGAAGACACUGCGAUCUGGCAACGCCAAGGAAAGCAGGUCGUCCUCGUCGAAGAUGACAACUACGCUGCGAAGUCGUCCUCAGCCCGCUGCAGCGAGUGCGGCUGCUCUGAGCUGGACAAAGCCAGCCCAGCAAAACACGAAUGCUACAGGACCCAGCAAAUCGAUCACCACGUGGGAUCCCUUGACACGGACUCUUGUUCGUGGAAACUCUUCGCAACAAGAUGCUCAUAAAGCCUCGGACAAUUCAUACGUACACCCGCCAAGCCCUUCCGACUUUCAACAUGGAGGCACCUCGAACCCGUUUGCCAACUUUGACUCAAGCAACGAAGUCAUUGCCAGCAUGCCGCCUCCACCGCCUCCCCACAGAAUCACUCCGCCCACCCCAGCUAGUGAACCCCCAGCCACGCCGAGCAGCAUGGCAGAUAUGCCGCCGACAUCACUCUCUUAUAUGAAGGAGUACCCGAACAACCCACCUAUAGCUAAGAGAGCACCGCCUCCGAUCCCUUCGAAGCCAAGUGACGGGCGAUCAGCCUCGGAUGGGGCGGCCUCAAGAAAAGCCCAUCGCAUCAUCGAGUCUAGUCAAGCUGCGACGAUUCCGCGAAAAGCAGUCGGUAGGGCUACUGCGACCAUUGAACGGCAGAAAUUAGAUAGUGUUCAGGCGCAGCUCAGCAGUCGCGCUCGACAGGAUUCUCGAGCUGGACCUGCUGGUUAUCUCAGCAGCAGUCCUGAUGCCGUACCGAAACGCAAUGCAACCAAGAAGAAGAUUGAAGGCAGGACAGUUCCGGCGCGGGCCAUGACACCGCCCACCACAGAUGAUGCCGAGGGCGAUUCUGAUAACCCUGGAACACCAAGCGAGAAAGAUGCGUUUGAAGCCCGCGUCAAACAGAUCAUGAAGAAGCUGCCCAAGGGCGUUGACGAGGCUGCCGCAAAGCAGAUAUUCAACGAGAUUGUUAUACAAGGAGACGAAGUUCAUUGGGACGAUGUGGCGGGACUGGAGAUUGCUAAAUCUGCUCUGAAGGAGACUGUGGUAUACCCAUUCUUGCGUCCGGAUCUGUUUAUGGGCCUUCGAGAACCCGCGCGCGGCAUGCUUCUGUUUGGACCCCCUGGUACUGGCAAAACCAUGUUAGCUCGAGCAGUGGCGACAGAGAGCAAGAGUAUAUUCUUCGCCAUUUCAGCUAGUAGCUUGACCAGCAAGUUUCUCGGCGAGUCGGAAAAAUUAGUUCGAGCCUUGUUUGUGUUAGCAAAAGAGCUGGCUCCCUCGAUCAUCUUCGUGGACGAGAUUGAUUCGCUGCUGGGGUCUAGAGGUGGUAGCAGUGAGCAUGAGGCCACCCGAAGGAUCAAGACGGAGUUCCUGAUUCAAUGGAGUGAUCUACAGAAGGCCGCUGCGGGAAGAGAGACAACCGAUGGUGAUGCCUCUCGCGUGCUGGUCCUCGCUGCUACCAACUUGCCGUGGGCGAUUGACGAAGCCGCGCGGCGACGAUUUGUGCGACGAGCAUAUAUUCCACUUCCGGAAGGUUGGGUGCGGGAGAAGCAGCUUCGCACAUUGCUCGCCGCUCAAAAGCACAACUUGCGAGACGGAGAUUUGCAAGUGUUGGUUGCACUCACUGACGGAUUUUCGGGAUCGGAUAUUACGGCACUUGCAAAGGAUGCCGCUAUGGGUCCUUUGCGUUCCUUGGGCGAGAAAUUGUUGCACAUGUCACCCGAAGACAUUCGACCGAUUGGGAUGCAGGAUUUCGAAGCAUCUCUCGUGAACAUUCGUCCUUCAGUCAGCAAGCAGGGACUGAAGGAGUUUGAGGACUGGGCGAGGGAGUUUGGUGAGAGGGGAGGAUAGAUGGUGCUUGCUAUCAGACCCUAAGUCUCUUGGGUAUACAUAGUGGUACUGUGCUUCCCACCCCCCCAUCUUGCCCAUGACGCAGAUGGGAAGCACUAAGUGGGCAUGGACGGCGGUAUAGGGAGCAUCGGUACACAUCAGGAGGCGUGGAAGCAAGACGGCCACGAGCGUGGAGCGAUAGGACGGCAGCGCUUUGUAUGAUUGAACUUGACUACAUUGAGAUACCACGAUGAAUUUGGGAAACGAGUUAGCAGCUCGACGAGGGCAACAGUCUGAUGUCCUUGGUCGGUGUC